AUUGACUCAUGAUUUCAACCUGUGGAAUUUCUAAAAAUCUCCACAAAACCCAUUCUGAUAAUAAUUGUUUAUCACUAAAAUAUUGAACUAUAUUAGAGUUCAGUUACACUAACAUUAUUCGUCUUAUCGUGUUCUGAAACUUUUCUAAUAUUCUAUUUACCACCUCUUGGUUAACCAUUAAUAAAGUUUGCCAUAAUUUUAAACCAAUAGGAUUUUAAAACUAACGACAAUAUGAAAUUAGUUAACCAAUGAAAAAUAGCGAUAAUUUUCUAAUGUUAUAAACUAUCAAAGAAGUUUCACUGUUUAUUUUCUUUUAAAAAAAAUUCUACUGAACUCAUGUUUACAAUGAUAAAAAGUAUGAGAUUUGCACACAAAUAACUAAUUAAAAAUAUUUGUUUAAAAUGUUAAAGAUCAUGCAUAUUUUUAUUUUAAUUGCAUUACUUUCUUCAUGAAAAGAUCACUGGAGAUAGUGUUAUCGUCAAAGAUAAAAUAAAUGACAUUUUCAAAUUAAAAAUGGAUACUUUAAACAUAAAUUGUAGUCAAUUACAUACAAUCAAUUCUACAAAUUCAUCAUUGAAAAUGAUUUUAUUUAUCAAUAUAAAAUGUUUUGCAAUUAUUGUUCAAUUAAUUGGGAUACCAUUAAACUUAUUUGUAUUACAUGGAUUACUCAAUGUGAAGUUAGGAUCACGUUUAACAACACUACUAUUAUGUAAUCAAUGUGUAUUUGAUUGUCUUAUUUGUACAUUUGCUUUAUUAAAAAUAUUAAAAUCUGAACGUUGGUAUACAGGUUAUAUAAUUAUUGAUAGUGUACUAUGUUACGUGUGGUUUAGUCACACAUUAUUUUGGCUGGUUGUAUUACUAAGUUUAAGUAAUAUGAUGUGUACAGCUUUAGAUCGUUUAGGAGCUGUUGUUUGUAGUCGUACAUAUCAAUUACGUCAAAAUAUUUACAUAAUAUUAUCAUAUACAAGUAUUUCAAUUUACUCAUUAAUAUUAAUCGCUAUCAAUCCAUUCUUAUUACAAUAUCGUGAUCAGAAAUGUUAUGAUACUAUAUUAUAUGAUAAAAACUGGAUAUAUAUAUUAAUGAAAGUGGAUUCUAUAUUGUGGCCAUGUCUUACUUAUUUAUUUCCAUGUGUUUUAACUGUCAGUGUGUAUGGAAAAGUUAUAGGAGUGUUGAAAAGUACAACAUUUCGCCAUCAAUAUAAUUAUAAUAAUAAUAAUAGUUUUAGUACUGCUAUCAGUAUUAAUAGUAGUACCAACAACAGUUGGACACGUAACAUAUCAAGUCAUAAAUUAACUGUAUCCUAUGCUAAACAAAAAAGACAUCGUAAAAUUGCUCAGUCUUUAACAAUAGCUACAUGUAUUAUGCAAACAGUAUUUUUAAUAACGCAUUCAUAUGACAGAAUUUAUUACUUUCUUGGUGUACAUCGAUGGAUACUUUAUCAAAUUGAUUGUACAACUCAUUUAAUUGGUUUAUGGCUUGUAACACUGAAUAGUUGCAUUAAUCCAAGUACGCUUAUAUUUAUUGUACGCCCAUUACAAAUCUAUCUUAUUCAAACUAUUAAUCAGUGUUUUUGUAAAUAUUCAAAACGGUCCAAUAUGCAAACAUCAACAAAUUAUUUAAGUGAACAACAAUCUGAAACGUGUUUAAGCAGAACAGAAUUCGGAAAUAGGUCAAAUGGAAUUGAAUCAUAAUCAAGUAUCCUGUCUAGAAAAAAUUCAAUACUAUGAGAAAAAAACAUUUUCUAAUAGGUUUCUAUAUUCAGUGGUGUGCUUUUUAAAUCCCUUGCAAAGGUAGCUUUCUAUUGGUGAACAUCAACAAUGGAAUAACAAUUAUUGCG
Molecule: messenger RNA, 1838 nt
Organism: Schistosoma bovis
Lineage: Eukaryota; Metazoa; Platyhelminthes; Trematoda; Strigeidida; Schistosomatidae
Source: the annotation of a GenBank genome assembly